Messenger RNA from Tarenaya hassleriana, 816 nucleotides. Its product is annotated as ABC transporter F family member 4. Lineage: Eukaryota; Viridiplantae; Streptophyta; Magnoliopsida; Brassicales; Cleomaceae. The coding region runs from base 227 to 604 and encodes 125 amino acids. The record is from RefSeq and is a predicted model, not a curated record. The transcript has a single exon.
AACACAAACGGGCAUUCCAAGAAUCUAAACCUUGUAGAUUAUAAAUGGUAAAAAAAAAAAAAGGUUACGAAAAAAUAAAAAAAAAAUCUUGUCCUUGUGGAUUAUAUGCAUCAUUUUAGUAUAUUAUCAUAUAGAGCCGUAACUCUCUUUGUUGUUCAUCGCACGAACACAGAGAAAGAAAUACAGUAGAAAUAUAUACAUACACAUAUAUAUAUAUAUAUAAUAUAUGGGGAAGAUCAGGAGAACUCAAAGAACAAAGGAAGUGCCGGAAGCUUCUUCGUCGUCUCCUUCAGCAUCGAACCAAACCGGAAGGCGAAGAGGAAGGCCUCGGAAGAAUCUCGAGAGCCAUGAAAGCGGCGGAGAAGAGAAGAAUGAAGAAUCAGAACAAGAUUACGACGAAGAAUGUGGAGAAGAAGAGGGGGAGGUCAAGAAGAAGAUGAAGAAGAAGAAGAAGAAGAAAGUCGGAGUUGUUGAGGAGGGACAAAACAGUAAAUUGGAGGAGGAGGAAGAGAGGGAGGAGGAGGAGAAGCCGGCGCCGGAAAAGUCGCCGGAGAUUCCGAGGAGACGAACGAGGAGGAAGAGCACGCCGGUGAAGAGCUGGUAAAAUCGUCAUCGUUGUUGUUAUUAUUAUUAGGACAAUAACUAAUUUUAAUUUAAUCACUUUAGAUUAAGAACUGAUUUCGGUGCUUUAGAUUUUUCAUCAAGAUCGUAGAACAAUUAAAAAUCAUAUUCAAAUUAAUCUGUUGUAUUUUCUUUAUUUUUCGUCAGACCCAUGAAUCCAAUAAUCAAAUGGGUUUUAAAAAACCCAAUUAGUUA